This is a messenger RNA of Perkinsus marinus ATCC 50983, 267 nucleotides long. RefSeq lists its product as hypothetical. NCBI's taxonomy places the organism in Eukaryota, Perkinsozoa, Perkinsida, Perkinsidae. The coding region runs from base 1 to 267 and encodes 88 amino acids. The record is from RefSeq and is a predicted model, not a curated record. The transcript has 4 exons.
AUGAGUGCAGUCGCUGUAGCUCCCGCUUCUCUCGGAUUCCAUGCCCCCGGUCUCAUCACCGGUACCAUCAUCUUUGCCGUAUUGGGAGUAGUGUUCACCUUUGUGGCCCCCAUCCUCUUCGCUAAGGAGACCCCCAAGAUUACGAAGGGCGAGAGUAAGCAUCAGACUCUCCAUCCUUCUCGUAUGGUUAACGACUAUUUGCAUGUGGAUGUUUUGGGCAUUCGUCUACAUGCACCAGAUGGUACCCCUGAUGAGCCCCAUCCGUAA